Molecule: messenger RNA, 213 nt
Organism: Mitosporidium daphniae
Lineage: Eukaryota; Fungi; Microsporidia
Exons: 2
Coding region: 1-213 (70 amino acids)
Source: RefSeq, a predicted model, not a curated record
AUGGGCCGCUGGCUUCCUUUGCAUAAAAAUCAUCAGGUCGUGUUGUCCUCUGUUUUAUCUGCUCUAUCUGGUUGCCAAGUUUCGACUGUAAUUUUAAUUAACCUUAAUUGGUCAUGCCAUGGAAUUGGUUCAGCAAUUCCUAUCGCUCCUGCAACAUUGGUCCAGCAGAGGACCACUCACACGUCGCCCAAAAUUAUAGGAUCAUUAAGCUAA